AUGUUAUCCAGCCACCAGACUGUGCCCGAGACACGGCGCCAGAUCUGCAAAUCGACAGGGUUGGGCGAGUUGCUGUCUCUUCUGCAUUUUGCAAUGUCAUGUCAUGUGAUGCGUGCAGCGCAAUGCAGCACACCGCAGCUAGUGCUUCCAUUUUUGGGCAGAAGGGUGAAUGGAGAAGUGGUCGCAAAAACCAAUAUCCCACCAUAUCCCAAUGGAUAUACAUCUCCCACAAACGGGCUGGGGGGUGUUGGAGUUGGAAUUGGGAUUGGGUUUCGACGGCGAUAUUGGGUUUGGGUUUCGACGGCGAUAUUGGGAUUGGGUUUCGACGACGCGAUCUUGCCAUUGGGAUUCAACGACAUGCCAUCCCACACCCACGACCCAAGCUCCAGCCCGCGCCGAAGCCGAACAUUGCGAACGCACCAGACGCAGCGAGACGAGUCCCCCAUUUCGAGCAUGUCGCAUCGCUCACCCACUGCGAGUCGCGAUGCCCAACCUUUGAGUCCUGCGAAGGGCAAGAGUGGUGACAUGAACUCUACCACAAGCAGCACCGCCACCACCUCCACCACCAGCAUCUUCACCGUCCCCGCCCCAAUCAAACACCUCUUCGACAAGUUUCCGCUCCAAACGUACGCCGCGAACGGGUUGCCGCAGCGGGCACCGCGACAGCGGGAUGUACAUGUGCUGUAUGUCUUCGCAGGCGAGGAGGGCCGCAGUUUCCACCCAGCGUGUUUAAAAUGGGAGGCCUAUCUCCGCUUCAACAAGAUCCCAUUUCGCAUCGCCCGCUCAAAUAACCACGCGAGUCCCAGUGGGUCAUUGCCAUUUUUACUCCCCGCCCAGACAGACGGCAAGCCGCAGAGCCAGCCCGUGCCGUCGGCGAAACUGCAGAGAUGGGCGAUGCUGAAUAGUGGGAUGGAGGGCGGAAUUCAGGAGCCUGGGGAUAUACGAUACGAGGCCUAUCUCAGUCUCAUCGAGCACAGGAUUAGAAGAGCUUGGCUCUACACAAUCUACCUCUCCCCCCCAAACUCCCCACCCUCUACACCCCUCUACAUCCUCCCCACAACCACAAACCCCCUCGUCCGCCUCUCCCUAGCCCACUCCCUCCGCCAAGCAGCAACCUCCCAACUCCUCCUCCACACCCCCACCAUCCACCCCUCCACCCUGCUCGCCCAAGCCGACGAAGCCUUUGCCGCCCUCGACGCCCUGCUCGGCCAGGAUUCGUGGUUUUUUGGCGCGGGGCGCCCGGGGCUGCUGGAUGCAAGUGUUUUUUCGUAUACGGAUUUGGUGAUGAGGGGGGUGGGGGAGGGGGGGUUGGGGGGGUGUGUUAGGGGGAGGGGGGGGUUGGUGGCGCAUUGGGAGAGGUGUUUGGGGUGGGGGUGGGGGGAUGGAGGUUGA
This is a messenger RNA of Plenodomus lingam JN3, 1392 nucleotides long. RefSeq lists its product as uncharacterized. The record is from RefSeq and is a predicted model, not a curated record. Gene Ontology annotation, biological process: mitochondrion organization. Gene Ontology annotation, cellular component: SAM complex; cytoplasm. NCBI's taxonomy places the organism in Eukaryota, Fungi, Ascomycota, Dothideomycetes, Pleosporales, Leptosphaeriaceae.